AUGCCACCUAAGGAUGACAAGAAGAAGACAGAUGCUGGGAAGUUGGCAAAGGAAGACAAAGACCAAGUAAAUAAGUCUGGUGCCCAGGCCAAAAAGAAGUGGUCCAAAGGCAAAGUCUGGGACAAGCUCAGCAAUCGAGUCCUGUUUGACAAAGCUACAUAUGACAAGCUCUGUAAGGAAGUGCCCAAUUAUAAGCUUAUUACUCCAGCUGUGGUCUCUGAGAGACUGAAGAUUCGUGGUUCCUUGGCCAGGGCAGCCCUUCAGGAGCUAUGUAGUAAAGGACUUACCAAGCUGGUUUCAAAGCAUAGGGCUCAGGGAACUUACACCAGAAACUAA
Mesocricetus auratus (golden hamster) is the source of this 336-nucleotide messenger RNA. RefSeq names its product 40S ribosomal protein S25-like. The transcript has a single exon. Gene Ontology annotation, molecular function: structural constituent of ribosome. Lineage: Eukaryota; Metazoa; Chordata; Mammalia; Rodentia; Cricetidae. The record is from RefSeq and is a predicted model, not a curated record. Gene Ontology annotation, cellular component: cytosolic small ribosomal subunit. The coding region runs from base 1 to 336 and encodes 111 amino acids.